This is a messenger RNA of Sparassis crispa, 162 nucleotides long. RefSeq lists its product as hypothetical. The coding region runs from base 1 to 162 and encodes 53 amino acids. The transcript has a single exon. NCBI's taxonomy places the organism in Eukaryota, Fungi, Basidiomycota, Agaricomycetes, Polyporales, Sparassidaceae. The record is from RefSeq and is a predicted model, not a curated record.
AUGAGAGUACCGGUGCUUACGCCCACUUCUGCGCCCACACUGAGCCCGCUCGGGCACCCGCCGAGAUCGCAGCGUCGCACGACCACCCGCCUGCACGACCGCGCGCCUACACGCCCUGCUGCACGUGCGUGUGAUGCGCCCGCCGGGCCCGAGCGCGAGUAG